Molecule: messenger RNA, 1011 nt
Organism: Linum tenue
Lineage: Eukaryota; Viridiplantae; Streptophyta; Magnoliopsida; Malpighiales; Linaceae
Source: the annotation of a GenBank genome assembly
AUGUCAACCGCCGGCGACGGUGGCAUCAACGCGCCGCCGGAGUUCCCGGCAGAGCAGGUAGCAUUCCCCACGCCAUCACUGACCGUCGUCUUGACGACGGUCCUUCUGAUCCUCUUCUUUGUGGGCCUUUUCUCCAUCUACUUCUGCCGAUUCUUUCUCGACAGCCUGAUGGACGGCUGGAACGCCGCCGGCCGGAUUCCUUAUUUCACCGACAACGCGAUCAUCAACCACAAUUCAAUCGGCGGCGACGGCGUUGCCAAUCCAGAGGAGCAAGGGCUCGAUCCGGCCUUGGUCCAGCUUUUCCCGACGUUUCCCUAUUCAAGCGUCAAGGAGUUCCGGCGAGAGAAGCACGAAUUGGAGUGCAUCAUCUGCCUCGCCGAAUUCGAGGAAGACGACCUCCUCCGCCUCCUCACCGUGUGCUACCACGUGUUUCAUCCGGACUGCAUCGACCUCUGGCUCCGAUCCCACAAGACGUGCCCCGUCUGUCGGCGAGACCUGGAGCAGGUCUCGCGCGACAGCCUCGAGAAGGUUCCGCUCAAAAUUUUCGACAGCAGCGCUCCUGUCGAAAAUGUUGAGGACGGCGACGAUGGGAGCCUUCUCGAUGGAUCCACUGCCAUCACUGUCGAUCAGGAUCGCUGCCUGAACGGCGGUGGGGACGAUGAGGAAACGGGAAGGAGGAAGAGGGUGGAGAGUGAUCAGCUGAGAAGGUUUUCGAGGUCUCAUUCCACGGGGCACUCCAUAGUGGUGUCCCGAUCGUCGGUUGGGGAUCACGGGGAGGACGAGGAUGAUCGAUACACGUUGAGAUUGAUGGAGAAUGUGAAGGUUAGAAUGGUGUCGGCAUCACAUCGGCAUUGCGCGGUGGAGAGUUGUAUCGCAUUUGGUGAAUACUCUGGUAUCAGAAAUACAUAUAAUAAGAAGAAGAGCAAUGAUAUUGGUACCAUUAAUGGUUAUUGCGGUGGAUUUGGAGAGGUGUCGGGAACUUCCAUCACCGGAAUAGUUAGUAAGUCAUAG